Molecule: messenger RNA, 3218 nt
Organism: Oryzias latipes (Japanese medaka)
Lineage: Eukaryota; Metazoa; Chordata; Actinopteri; Beloniformes; Adrianichthyidae
Biological process (GO): regulation of transcription by RNA polymerase II
Molecular function (GO): RNA polymerase II cis-regulatory region sequence-specific DNA binding; DNA-binding transcription factor activity
Source: RefSeq, a predicted model, not a curated record
GAUGGCGAUGUGCUCCGCCACCACUGGCCAAGCUGUCCAAGUCGGCGUGUCGCCUCCAUCGACAUAACUCAUUGGACUCCACUUCCCCCAAGAUGGCGGUGCGCUCCUCCCACAAGGAAAUACGUCAUCGCCGUUACAGCAGGUUGCUAGCAGCGUUAGCUUGUGAUCAGAAGACGGCGGUGUUUCGUUAUGACGACUGUGAGUUUUUUCGGAUAGAAAGGACGCCGCGUGGUUGGUGCUCGAACUUUCAGCAGUUUCCAAAGUGCCGUAAAGACAACGUGGCUGUGAUGAUCGGAGCUGCAGUGAAGGGGACGGCGGUGUUUGUGUGAGUUCCCGCGGAAGAUCGGAGCAGCUGCAGGAACCUAACCAUGUCUUCACUUCAGUCUCUGAGAGAACUGAUCAGGGAGCGACUUGCUGCUGCUGCCGAAGAAAUCUUCCGACUCUGUGAAGGAACCAUCGUCCAGUACGAGGAGGAGAUCCGUCAGCGCAGACUGCUGGAUGUCAUCUGGAAACCACAGCUUUGCCUUCAGCUGCACGAUAUAGACCUACCCCAACAUUUUCUGAAUAACCAGGAGAUAACAAUCCACACUUCACACUCUUGUGAGAAGCAGGACGAACCAGAACCGCAACAGGACAAGCAAGAGGAACAGAACUCUCCUGAAGUAAAAGUGGAGCAAGGAGAACUCUGCAUCAGUCAGGAUGAAGACCAGCUUGAUCUGAAACAGGAGGAACCAGAACCACAACAGGACAAGCAAAAGGAACAGAACUCGACUCAAAUUAAAGAGGAGCAAGAAGAACCCUGCAUCAGUCAGGAUGAAGAGCAGCUUGAUCUGACACAGAAGGCUGAUACCUUGAUAGAGAUUCCUACUUAUGAGGAAGAUGAGAACAGUGAAGCAGAUCUAAACAGUCAGCAGAACUUUAAUGUAACUGAUAGUCAGGAUGAAGAAGGGAGCCAACAUGUGUCAGAUAGUCAGUGUGACUCUAAUAUUAGAGAAAACUACAAGACAACUUUGGUUAAGAAACGUCUGCAAAGUCCAAAAGAAAAAAAAAAGUCUGGUAAAAGAAAAAGAAUUGCACAUCUUUCAGUCCACAGAGGAAUGGAGUCUAAUGAAAGACCAUAUGUUUGUAAAGAAUGUAGUAAAAGCUUUAAUCAAAAGUAUGUUCUCAAAAGACACAUGACAAUUCACACAGGAGAAAAGCCUUUUACUUGUAAAGAAUGUGAUAGAAGCUUUAAUCGGAAGUGUAAUCUCCAAAAACACCAACAAAUUCAUACAAAAGAAAAGCCUUUUUCCUGUAAAGAAUGUGGUAAAAGUUUUAAACUGAAGUCUGGUCUCAAAAAACACCAGAUAAUUCAUACAGGAGAAAAGCCUUUUUCUUGUAAACAAUGUGGUAGAAGCUUUACUGUGAAGCCUAGUCUCAAAACACACCUGAGAAUUCAUACAGGAGAAAAGCCUUUUUCUUGUAAAGACUGUGGUAGAAGCUUUAAUCAUAGGUCUAGUCUAAAAAAACACAUGAGAAUUCAUACAGGAGAAAAGCCUUUUUCUUGCGAAGUAUGUCAGAAAAGUUUUAAGCAAUCGUAUCAUUUAAAAACACACAUCAAAAGAAUUCAUGCUGGAGAUAAGCCGUUCUCUAUAAAAGAAUGUCAGUAGUUUUACAAUAAAACAGUCUAAACAGACACAUGAUAAACUCACACAGGAGAGAAGUAUUUUUUUUGUAAGGUCUCAAUAAGUAUUGUUUCAAAUGUACAGAGGUUUUUUUUUGUGAAAAACAGAAGUAGGUUAAGUCAAUUACUUAGUUUUUUUUAAACAAUAAAAGUGAUUUUCAGCUGUUUCUGAAGCCCUCAGUGGUGUAGUGGUUAUCACUGUCAUCUCAGUAAAAAUUUCAAGGUUCGAAUCCCAGCUGGAUUCUUUCUUUUUGGAGGUAGCUUCUUUUCUCCUUGUACUUGUAGGUUAAGACCCACUAGACAGUGCUCUGAACCUUUUUUCUUCAAUGAUUUGUGAUCUUCACUGGUGCCAAUGGAUUACAUGAAAUCUUUCCACCUUUAUCCACCUUUAUCUUGGUAGGGAGAACACGUCAAUGUAAGGGUGGGGUCAUCUAAGAUAGCACAAAGGACGCUGAACAGGUGAGUUGAUUAGAUUGAACUGCCCACGGGGAGGUGUAACCAGGUAAAUGCACUGCUCGAGUUGCUUGCCUGAAAUACUCCCAAGGUCGUUCAUGUCUGAUAACUACGUGUUAUUUUUAAGUUGACUGAACUCAAAAAAAUAAUUUAUCUUAACUGAAGCAAGUAAUUAAGUUAGUUCCGUGUAUAAAGUUUGUCUUUCCAACAUCCAUACGUGGUCUUAUCCCCCUUUCACGGUGGAAAAGUAUUAUCUGAGCAUCUUCAUCCACUAAUUCAUCUUUAAAUGGACACGCCAUGCUGCUUCACCUCUCUGUAAACAAACUAACCUUCAACUAAACCUGCUCCAGACCAGGUUAUGUUUACAGCAUGAGCUGCUAUGGCAACUAAGCAUACCCUGAAACAUACCUCUGUUUUUGGAACCUAAAGCUGAAGUUAUUCGCUUCCUUACUGUGGUAACUCACAUAACCUGCAUUUUUGGAAUACUCCCCAGGUGAUUCAUGAUCUGAAAAGCCUCUGGAAACAACAUGACCUAAGAAAACCACAUGAUCUCUGGCAAAAUGACACUUUCUAGAGUUCAGCUUCAACCCCGCAUACCUAAUUCUUGGUAACUGAGCAGUUGUCUGUCGUCUUCCUCAGCCACUUCUACAUGCCAGUAACCAAUAGAAAAAUCCAGCGUGCUGAACCACAUGGAACCAGACAAGGCAUCCAGGCUGCCAUCCACGUUUGCAGCAGGUGCAAGUCUUUGAUUGUGACGGGAUUCAAGCGACAGUAAUCUCUGCAAAAAUGCCAUGAAUGGAUUGUAGAAUCUUUGGCUAACACAUCUGCUUGAACUGCUUUCAUAGUGCCGAACAGCCGGCAUCAUUCUGAGCCACGCAGCAUCGAAACAGACUCUGAUGACGAAAGUGAACCUGGCUUGUUCACCUCAGAUUCAGUCCGGCUGUGCUGAAGUCGGUGUCUUCGCUAGCCAGCGCGUGUGAAAGGAGGAGGAAGGGAGACGCUCAGCGCAAGUCUGUGUGUGAGCAUUUAGCUUCAGUUAGGGAGAACAGUUAAAAAAAAAAAAAAGAGUUUCCUCUAAAAGAACGGAGACUGGUUCUUUUAU